Helianthus annuus (common sunflower) is the source of this 788-nucleotide messenger RNA. Its product is annotated as 17.8 kDa class I heat shock protein. The coding region runs from base 103 to 666 and encodes 187 amino acids. Gene Ontology annotation, biological process: response to salt stress; response to heat; response to hydrogen peroxide. The transcript has 2 exons. The record is from RefSeq and is a predicted model, not a curated record. NCBI's taxonomy places the organism in Eukaryota, Viridiplantae, Streptophyta, Magnoliopsida, Asterales, Asteraceae.
ACCAAACUGAAUUCACAGUCUCACAAUCACCUACAUAAACACAUUCUCUUAUUUGCCAAUUUACUUGACUCACUAGCAUCUGAAAAGUGAAAACCACAAAAAAUGGCAAUGUGGAAGCCACAAACACUCACUUUCACUUUCUUAAUGUUAACAACAAUGUUGUUCAUGAACACAAACGCUUUAAUCCCUUACAACCGACCUCUAUGGGACAUGAUGGUUCCUUCUGAGGAUCCAUUCAGGAUCCUCGAACAAAACCCGCUCAAUAUCGCUAAAGAUAUCGACACUAUCAACCUGGCACGUGCCGACUGGAAAGAAACUUCGGGUCACCACGUGAUCUCCCUUGAUGUCCCCGGAAUGAAGAGCCCGGAGAUAAAGAUCGAGGUGGAAGAGAGCCGGGUGCUCAAAGUUAGCGGGGAGAGGAAGGCGGAGGAGGAAGCGGAUGGCGACAAGUGGCACCGGGCGGAGAGGACAAGUGGAAAGUUUUGGAGACGGUUCAGGUUACCGGCGAAUGCUGACAUAGAGAACAUAACGGCGCACCUUGAAGAUGGCGUGUUGAAGAUCAAGGUACCGAAGUUGGCUCAGGUGAAGAAACAGUCCAAGAUUAUUGACAUUAUCGGACAAGAGAGCUCAGGUGAAGACGUCAAAGCAACAAAGGCUGAUGCUUGAGUUUUAUUCAUAACAUGUUGUUGGUAAUUGUAAUAAAUUUUGUUGUUUUUAUGAUGUAUGUUGCUUUAUAAAAAUACCAUUGUCAAUUGAAAAAACACUACCUGAACGGUAGGCUCUGUCUA